Messenger RNA from Verruconis gallopava, 2130 nucleotides. RefSeq lists its product as uncharacterized. The transcript has 3 exons. The coding region runs from base 210 to 2027 and encodes 605 amino acids. Gene Ontology annotation, biological process: phosphate ion transmembrane transport. Gene Ontology annotation, cellular component: membrane. Lineage: Eukaryota; Fungi; Ascomycota; Dothideomycetes; Venturiales; Sympoventuriaceae. The record is from RefSeq and is a predicted model, not a curated record.
GCCUAGAAUUUAACGAACGAUCGUUCGUUGAUUAGUGGGGGUGCUUCUUCUGGCACACCACUUCUCUGCUGUCUCGACCAAGGCCCGAAAUUUGGGUUGCCACCUGGCGUAUAAAGCUUGCAUCGCUGCUUCUCUGGCCCCGGUCUGAACUGCCAAACCUAUUCCACCCAGCAAGAAGAAGGCCUGGAGAUACAGAAAAGGCACUCAAGAUGGUGUAUCUUCACCAGUAUGACUACAUAUUUGCCAUUGGCACUUUCUUUGCCAUGCUUGAUGCGUACAACAACGGUGCCAACGAUGUUGCCAACUCUUGGGCUACCUCAGUCUCGUCGAGAUCCGUCUCGUACAGACAGGCCAUGAUAUUUGGCACAAUAUUCGAAAUGGUCGGCGCUAUUUCUGUCGGCGCUCGUACCGCUGAUACAAUCAAGAACGGUAUUAUUCCAAACUCAGCAUUCCGCGGCGAUGCUGGCGUUCAGAUGCUGGCCUUCACCUGUGCUCUUGCAGCAGCUUCUUCCUGGGUUAUGUGGUGCACGAGGCACUCUACCCACGUUUCCUCAACAUACUCACUUGUUUCAGCGGUUGCUGGUGUUGGUGUUGCCACAGUCGGCGCUGACAAGGUCCAAUGGGGUUGGAAUAAAGGUAAAGGCAUGGGGGCUAUUUUUGCUGGUCUAGUCAUUGCCCCAAUUGCUGCCGCCGGGUUUGCUUCUUCGAUAUUCAUGCUCAUCAAGGUUGUCGUCCAUAUGCGCAGCAACCCUAUCCCAUGGUCGGUCUACACUUCUCCAUUUUUCUUUCUUGUGGCCGCUACUAUUUGUACACUUUCGAUCGUUUAUAAGGGUUCUCCAAGUCUAGGAUUGUCCAAGAAGCCAGGCUGGUAUGUUGCCUCCGUCACUCUCGGUACCGGUUUUGGUGUUUGCCUUCUCUCCGCCAUCUUCUUCAUGCCAUUCUUGUACGCGAGAGUUUUGAAGAGGGACCAUAGCGUCAAGUGGUGGAUGUUUGUUAUGGGUCCUGCUCUUUUCUUCCGUCAGGCGCAAGAAGAGCACGAUAGAGCAAAGGUUCCCGACUAUGCCGUUGUUCAGCAUGACAAAGAUGAGGAGACCGAAAACGGUUCACAAAAGUCUGUCAGCGACUACGAUGCCAAGGGCGCUGAGGGCGGUGACAUUACCGUUGCUACCACCAGCAAUGAUGUCGAAAAGGCAUCUCCAGAGAGUCAGAAGACCUACCAAGAGCUACUCAAGGAAGGCCGGGAAAGAUUCCAUGCUAAACUCCGCAAGAAGCGCGGUCCUAUCGGCUGGGCCAUGCGCACCCUUCACGAGAAUCCGAUGGGUCAGGGCGAGAUUUAUGAGUUGCACAAUAUCAAGAUGUUGAUCAAACGCCUUCCUGCUAUGAUUACUGUUGCUCUUCUCUAUGGGCUCCACUAUGAUAUCCAUGCAGCUCAGGCUGGCAUUCAUGGUACUCCAGAAGGUCGUCGUAUGGCUUCGGUCUACUCAUAUGCGAAGAAGUACCCCAACGAAGUCGAGCAUGCCUACUCCUUCAUCCAGGUUCUCACCGCAUGCACUGCUUCUUUCGCCCAUGGCGCAAAUGAUAUUGGUAAUUCUGUCGGCCCAUGGGCCGUAAUCUACAGCGCUUGGUCUACUGGCAAUGCUGCAGCCUCCAAAGCCCCAGUGCCAGUAUGGCAGCUUGCUGUUCUGGCAGGUUGCAUCUCCGUCGGUCUUAUCACUUAUGGCUACAACAUUAUGAAGGUCAUGGGAAAUAAGAUCACCUACCAUUCCCCUAGCAGAGGCUCCUCCAUGGAGAUGGGCGCCGCCAUUACCGUUCUCAUUUUCUCACAGUACUCUCUUCCAGUUUCAACAUCUAUGUGUAUCACUGGUGCUACUGUUGGUGUAGGGUUGUGUAAUGGUACCAUCAAAGCUGUUAACUGGCAGCGGGUGGGUCUCUUGUUGAUUUCCUGGAUUAUGACAAUCCCCAUCGCCGGUACUCUCGCUGGCGUGCUAAUGGGCUUGUUCCUUAACGCACCGCACUUCAAAUCGUAGAUACCCACAAUCUUAAUUUGAGGGGUUUGACGGCAUGCAGAGGAGAUUCAAAAUUGGGUACGGACGGGUAUUUAUUAACCAUAGCACGCUCUUUGCUGAAUGU